This is a messenger RNA of Mizuhopecten yessoensis (Yesso scallop), 3470 nucleotides long. Its product is annotated as isocitrate dehydrogenase [NAD] subunit alpha, mitochondrial-like. The record is from RefSeq and is a predicted model, not a curated record. NCBI's taxonomy places the organism in Eukaryota, Metazoa, Mollusca, Bivalvia, Pectinida, Pectinidae. Gene Ontology annotation, biological process: tricarboxylic acid cycle; isocitrate metabolic process. The coding region runs from base 55 to 1152 and encodes 365 amino acids. Gene Ontology annotation, cellular component: mitochondrion. Gene Ontology annotation, molecular function: isocitrate dehydrogenase (NAD+) activity; NAD binding; magnesium ion binding. The transcript is spliced from 11 exons.
CUCUCUGAUCCUGAUUAAGGAAAUUACACAGCGCCAUCUUCGUGAAGGUCAACAAUGGCUCGUCGGUUGCUGAGGAAAUUAAUUGUCGAUCUCCCAGCUCAGCCAUGGGAUCCAGCAGUUCUAUCCAGGAAUUUUUCAUCGGAGAGUCGCCUGGUGACAAUGAUUCCAGGAGAUGGAAUUGGACCAGAGAUUUCUGAAUCUGUCAAACAAAUAUUUAGUGCUGCUGGGGCCCCUAUUCACUGGGAGGAUGUUGAUGUCACACCUGUGAAAGGCCCUGAUGGUAAUUUCCAUCUACCUCAGAAGAUUUUUGAGUCCAUGGGCAAAACUGAAGUUGGCCUGAAAGGUCCCCUAGCUACACCUGUGGGUAAAGGUCACCAGUCUCUCAACUUGGCCUUACGAAAAGCUUUUAAAUUGUAUGCCAAUGUUCGUCCCUGUAAAUCCAUCGAAGGAUACCAGACUCCGUAUACAGAUGUGAAUCUGGUUACCAUUCGGGAGAAUACAGAAGGGGAAUACAGUGGUAUUGAACACGAGGUUGUAGACGGUGUGGUACAGAGUAUCAAACUGAUCACAGAGGACGCCUCCAGACGUGUGGCAGAGUACGCAUUUAAAUAUGCACGCGACAACAACAGGGACACCGUCACAGCUGUACACAAAGCUAACAUCAUGAGAAUGUCAGAUGGUCUGUUCCUCAAGUGCUGUCGGCAGGUGGCAGAGGAGAACAAGGAUAUUCGCUUUAGAGAGAUGUAUCUCGACACUGUCUGUUUAAAUAUGGUCCAAGAUCCCACUCAAUUUGAUGUACUUGUAAUGCCAAACUUGUAUGGGGAUAUUCUCAGUGAUCUCUGUGCCGGCCUGAUCGGAGGACUAGGGGUGACUCCAAGUGGUAACAUUGGAGAAAGCGGUGCCAUCUUCGAGUCUGUCCACGGUACAGCCCCUGACAUUGCCGGCCAGAACAAAGCCAACCCAACUGCCCUGCUUCUCAGUUCUGUCAUGAUGCUGCGGUACAUGGGUCUAACAUCAUACGGGGACAGGAUAGAAACUGCUGCCUUUGAUGUGAUUCGGGAGGGCAAGGCUCUAACUGGCGAUCUGGGGGGAUCGGCAACCUGCUCGCAACUGACAGAAGCUAUCUGUGAGAAAGUUCAAGCCUCGGGAUAGACAAUAAAAGAUAACCAGACAUUAUUUAUGAAUUGUGCUUAAGAUUUAAACAUAUUAUGAUAUUGUCUCGUCGUUAUCAAGAAUAAUAUCUUUUCAGACAUUUAAGUUCAUUAUAACUCGUCCUGAUAUUAAAAGUCCUUAUGACAUCUAUCUUUUAUAACAUUUCUGAUUUAAAAAAAAAGAUGUUCUCAGAUCAGAAAUAUUUUCUUAUUGGAGAGAAUGACUGUAAAAUGUUUGCUAAAUGAGUGAGCAAUAGGUUACAUUAUUAUAAGAAAUAGAAGAAAACGGGUAAAUUCUGUCCUAGUUUAGAACACGCAUACCUUUAUCAGUACAGGUAGUCCUUUGAUCCUAGGAGACCAAGAUCUAAGAAUGACCUUUCUUGUUUAUUAUGUACUGUGAAUGAAACGUUUUUGAUUUAUUUCAUCAAAAGUGUUGUGUGUUCUUCAUUUGGUUUCUAAUUACUAUUAAGUGUAUCUAGUUUAUUGUAAUGAUCGUAGAAUGGUUUAAAACCAAAAACGGACGGAGCAUGGAGUUUCCAACUUCUAGUAUUUAUAGAUUAAGUUAAUAGUAUCAUGAUUGCUUAAUAUAUAAUUAGUCCUCUCAUGAUUUGGACAAUUUCCUGCAUUUUUAUUUCGCUCCAAAUUCAAAUAAUUUAUUGCCUGGAAAUCUUAAUCUAUGGUAUUUGAUGUUACUAUUUUUGGAAAUGGGGGUUACUGUUAAUAUUUUCAGAGUUUUCAGUUUUUGUCAGGCUUUCUCAUGAGAAAUAGCAAAGGUUGGAAAAUAUGUAGUUUCUAUUUGGUAAGAUAUAUUUGUGUAGAUCUAUUAUGUUUACUUGCUGUCAAAGUGCAUGUAUGUUUCUUUAAGUUUAAUGUUAUAGAUCUGAAACAUUUAUAUUUAAGACUUUAACUUAUAGUUCAAAAUUAUGUAAAUUUCUUCGUUAUAGUUUCUACAGCAGUGUGACGGGUUGGUGUUUAUACAUGUAGUAGAUGUAUUUAUAAAUAAUGGGAACUCAGUUUUAUAAACUUAAUCUAAUAUUAACCUUAUACAUUUCUGUAGAUUUCUUUCAUUUUGUCAUUUGGCCUUCCUUUACUUAUUCUCAAGGAUAUUAAUUUGUGUUCAAUCACAUUAUGUGUUUUACUACAUGUAUGUUAUGAAAAGAACUUCUACAGGUAAUUGUUCAUGUGAUACUCUAUUUGAUCUUCUUCAGUUAACGAGAAUAUAAGAAGCACAACAUGCUUUGACCACUUUUAAUGCUCCUCAUUGCAGUGAUUUCAUCAUUAACUGAACUAAGUAAGAGACCAACUGUGUUAAGAGACCAUUCUUUAGCCUCUUAAUACAGGUUCUACUGUAUCACACGGAAUUUAUCAAUCCAUAUUGAUAAUAAAAGAAUUUAUCAAUUCUACACAAAUUUCAUAUAUAUUUUGGUAAAGGGUGAAACGGAGCAAAAUGUACUAAUCGUUUAAAUUUCCCAACUGUUGGAUAUGAUUUGCUUAACUUUGAAUUCACAACACCAAGUAAUAAGUGCUUUUGUUUUUUUCUUAAAUUAGAAAAAAAAAAAAUACUUGAUGUCUGUUGGAAAUAUUUUCAUUUUUCAAUUUUCUUUUGAUUGAUAGUUUCGUGUCCCAGACUAGCUUGUUUUGAAUAUGUUCUUAACAACUCUUUAACUUGUGCAACCAAAACGAUUAACUCUAAUGUGAGAAGAGCAAGAAGUUAUUUGAAGUUCUUUAUGUCCAAUAUAACUUAUAAAUAUAUAUAUCACAAAUAUAUAUCGCGUCACAGUUUAAAGAUGUGUUCAAAAUGCAUAAUAUAUAUACACAAUUACUGUUCAUGUAUCUGUAAAACAUUUUACUAAACUACAUUGUAAUGUUAUGCAGUAAUUUCAGUUAUAAAGGAACUUAAUGAAACACAUUGAAAUGUAACAUCUGUCUGAUCACUAAAAAAGGAUAAUGUAUUUUUGUGAAUAUAAAGGAUUCAGACUUAUUUUACCAAUUAAUUUGAUUUUGAAAAUCACAAAACAGUAUAGGUUCAAAAGUAGGAUUCAGUGUGAAAUACAGAAAAUGUUGCCAUAUCUUGAUGUCCUCCAUCAGCGUCUCCAACUCUGCCAGAGUGAGAAGAAAAGGAGGAGUUAUAUAUGUUGAUGUAGAUGUAGCCACAAAGUCUGGUUAUGUCCUUAUAUAUGGGAAAGUUAUUUUAUUGUGUUGGUAUUGCAUAUGAUUUUACCGUAUGUGUAUCCGUUCUUGUAAAGUUCAUUUGCAAUAUUUUUACAAGUUAAACAUGUUUGUUAGAUCUCCUCUUGAAUAAAAUCCUUGGUAGCCAAA